Molecule: messenger RNA, 1836 nt
Organism: Rotaria sp. Silwood1
Lineage: Eukaryota; Metazoa; Rotifera; Eurotatoria; Philodinida; Philodinidae
Source: the annotation of a GenBank genome assembly
AUGUGGUUUUUAUUAAAUAUUGUACUUGAAUUUAUUAUUUAUUUAAUUGUUGAUAAUAUAACAAAAUUGAUUCUUAUUAAUAAUAGAAAGGAAAUUCGUUUUGAUAUAUUUGUAUUUGAAUGUAUGAUUCUUGGUUUUAUAAUUGGUUAUCUAUCAAUUUAUCAUCAUAUAACAUAUCUAUUAAUAUUUCUACUUAUUAUUCAUAUUAUUGGAAUACUUUAUACAGAGAAACGUUUUGAUUUAAUAAAAGAUACCUUUAAAAUAUUUAUUCAUAUUUUUAUUCAAAUAUAUCGAUCAAUAAUAAAUUGUUUAUAUAAUUUUAUUUCAAAAUAUAGUAUUAAUCAUUCAUCUUCAAAACCAAUAAUAACAAAAAAACUUCCAGAAAAAUGUUUAUAUACUUAUCAUCUAAAACCGACAAAUGAUUUGCGACUUCAACAACCAUCGUUUGUUCAAUCAUUAUCACGACCUGGUAUUUUUAAUCUACAUGGAACAACAUGUUCAUUAAAUGCUCUUUUACAAAGUUUAGCAUCACUUAAUAGUUUUUAUUCAUCAUUACAACGAAAUAUAAAUUUUUCACGUUUUAAUUAUGAUCCAAUCGUAUCUACAUUUCUUGAUCUUAUUUUUCAAUUACGAAAUGAUCAUCGUACAACAGAACAUAAACAUUGGAAUACACUUCUUGAUACAUCAUUAUUUAUAUCACAAUUAAAUGUGAUCUAUCCUAAUUUAUUAACAAAAUAUAUAACAACGGAUAUAGGAGAAUUAUUUCAAUGUAUUAUUGAUGUAAUGAAUAAUGCUCUAUCAAAACAAACAUUAGGCUAUUCAACAAAUGUAACCGAACAAGUACAAAAUCGAAAAUUAACAACAUUUUCACUUGAUGAUUUAAAUAAAAUAUUUGUUGAAGCUGAAGCACAACUUUAUAAUAAAAUAACAUUAGAUAAUCUUGAUGCACAAACAUCAUAUAUAAUUCAAUAUAUUGAUCUUACUUGGUUACUUCAUCAUAUUCAACUUGGUUCUAUUAUAAAACAAAUGUUUUCUGGACAGUAUCUUCAUGCAUAUUGUUGUAAUAAUUGUUCUCAUGUACGUUUUCGUGCUGAACCAUUUCAAAUAUUAACAUUAUCAGUUAAUAAAACAAGUACGACAUUGGAAAAAAUUAUUUCUCAAUUAACAAAAGUUGAUAUUAUCGAUUCAAUAUCUUGUUCAUACUGUUCCAAUCAAAUAAAGAACGAUCAAGAAAGAAAAUCAAGAGUAACUCAACAAGGAACACUUAUAACUACAAUUGCACCUACUGUAUCAUCUUUAGUUAAUACACAUGUUCAACCAUCUGGUCAAAUGUUAUUCUCAACGCCAAUAUCGACACCUAUUACUGUCACUCCAUCAACAAUAACUCGUAAUCAAAGUAGAAUAAAAUGUCAAACAAUGAUUGCAAAUUUUCCUUCAAUUCUUUGUAUUCAAUUAAAACGUUUCACUUAUGAUCGUCAUUCACAAACAACUACAAAAUUAAAUACACAUAUAUUCAUUGAACCUGAAAAAAUUCUUGAUUUAUCACAUAUUCAUUAUACAACAUGGCUUGGAUUAACAAAUUUAUCAAUAACUAUACCUUCACGUUAUCGACUAAUAGCUGUAUGUUUACAUUUAUCAAAAGAUCUUUCUACAUUAUCAAUUAAUCGAACAAAUUCAAAUCAUGGACAUUAUGUUUGUUUAUAUCGUACAGAUAAUUCACGAUGGUUUUUAUGCGAUGAUGAACGUAUAACAGAAAUACAACAAAUUGAAAAUGUUUUUCGAACGUCCUAUGUUACAGAAAAUUGUUAUCUUUUAUUUUAUGAACGAUUUUCAUAA